AUGGUCAGAUUAUCUAACUCCGUCGCUACCCUUGCCGCUUUGGCCACCUCUACCAAUGCUUUGACUACUUUGUCUCCUUCAGAUGAAACUGUUAACUUGAUUGAAUUGGCCGUCUAUGUCAACGAUAUUAAGGCUAACCUUAAUGAUUAUUUUGCUAUGGCAGCGGCUCACCCAGAACAAGCCUACCCAGACAUUAUUGCUAGUGCUGUCUUCGGUGAUGCUGAUUUCACCACCAUGUUGACUGGUAUCGAACCAGCUGAAGUCACCUCCAUGUUGACUGGUGUCGCUUGGUACAGUUCUAGAAUUGCCCCAGCUAUUGAAGCUUCUUUGUCUGCUAGAGGUAUUGUCACUGCUGUUGCUGAAGCCCCAGCUGCUUCCUCCGCUGCCCCAGCUGCUUCCUCCGCUGCCCCAGCUGCUUCCUCCGCUGCCCCAGCUGCUUCCUCCGCUGCCCCAGCUGCUUCCUCCGCUGCCCCAGCUGCCUCUUCCGCUGCCCCAGCUGCUUCUUCCGCUGCUACCGCCCCAGUCUUCGUCAACGGUACCUCUGUUGCCAGCAACGUCACCACCGCUUACGAAACUUCUAUCUUCUACAACACUGCUACUGUUACCAACUGUUCUUCCUCUGCUGUUGUCGAUGUCACUAAAACUGCUUUGAGUACCACUUUGGAAACUAUCACUUCCUGUGACGAAGUUUGUGUCAAAUCAAAGUCUAGCGCUGCUGCCGCUUCCACCAAGACCGCCACUGCUUUGACUACCACUUUGGAAACCAUCACCUCUUGUGAUGAAGGUUGUGUCAGAUCCAAGUCUAGUGCUGCUAAGACCUCCACUUACGCCAUCACUGCCCAAACCGCUAACGGUGCUGCUAAGCAAUACGCCGGUUUAGGUGCUGGUAUCGUCGGUGCUGCUGGUUUGUUGUUGUUAUAA
This is a messenger RNA of Naumovozyma castellii, 921 nucleotides long. RefSeq names its product SRP1/TIP1 family protein. The record is from RefSeq and is a predicted model, not a curated record. Lineage: Eukaryota; Fungi; Ascomycota; Saccharomycetes; Saccharomycetales; Saccharomycetaceae. The coding region runs from base 1 to 921 and encodes 306 amino acids. The transcript has a single exon.